AGUCAAUGUUUCAGAUUCAGUCUUGGUGAGCAAGUGCUAGUGUGUGGAGGUGCCGAAGGUUUUGCGCCUCACCAGCCGACAUGAAGGGCCGCGUGCUGCUUUUGGUGGUCGGCGCCGUGGUGUUGAUUAGUGCCGGCGCCGCGUUCGGCGCCUCCCUGUUCUCGCUGGACGACGAACGCAAAGCGGCGCAGAAACUCGAGCUGCUCGACUGGGACCUCGAAGCCGAGGAGGACGGGUGCGACAAUGUGCAGACCACCCUUUGGUCUUUUCUGACAAAGCCAGAUGAUGACGCGAUUGCUAAAGAAAGAGUGGAGGCGAUGGUGAGGUCGGCGGCACACCAGAAGGGGGUCGCCGUCGAAACACGACCCUAUAUCGGACGCGAGUUCCGCUCUGCAGAACCCAGACGACGCGCGGACAUCAUGGGACAUCCUGGCGCGGCGCUUUUAUCAGAAGGAGAUAUCAGAAUGGGCGCCGAGUUCAUUGUCGCUGCCGAGCAGAAGCAAAAGUCUCUGUCGAAUUAUUCGAGCGCUUUCGCGUCAAUCAAGGACGAGACGCAGCUCGAGAGUUUGUGGACCGAGUGGCAGCAACAAUUGCAGCCGGACGAGGACGAUGACUAUUCAAACUUUUUGCGCCUCACCGAACAAACUGCGUCUUUGAAUAGGGAGCGGAAUCUGGAGAACUUGUGGGAAAUGCAGACCGAGUGGUCCGACGGAUAUGCCAAGGCUAAACGCCUGUGGGCAGAGAUCGAGCCGCUCUACCUCAAGUUCCACGAUUACGUACGCAGAAGACUGCAGAAAAUUUAUCCUGAUGUACCGGAAAACAUUCCAGUGCACCUGCUAGGUUCUCCAGAGGGAGUCGAUUGGACUUUCAUUGCCAAGGAAACGCUCUUGCAGGAGGAGCUGAUCAAAAGUCUGGAAUCUGCAAUAUCACAGCAGAACAAAGAGCAGCUUUAUCGACGGGCCCAGCAAAUGAGUCACGACUUCGGUCUGCCAGAUUUGGGUCGCAGUUUUUGGGAGCAGUCGGAAUUCGCCGGGCGCUGCCCUUCCGAGGUCAUUUCCGCCUGCAGUGACGAAGGCGUCAGGGUGGUCACGUGCAACUCGUCGUCACGUUGGGCGGACUAUUUGGAAGCAAACGAAAACAUCUUCCGCGGGUCGUACUUUAAUUUGGCCGCACGAUCAAACUCGUACGUCUUCCGACACGGCAACCGCUUCUCCGCUAUACCAGAAGCCGUGUCCAGUCUGGGUGGUCUGUUGGCUGCAGCUAGCUCGGUGGACUCGGAAGGUUUGGUGUCUCGAGAUCCGUCCGACCCUCUUGGCCAGGCAGUCAAUCUGAGGCUGCUGGUUGCUCUGAGGACGCUGCCCCGUCUGCCAGCUCUGCUCGCCGCCGACCUCUGCCGCAUCCGCGACGCCCCCUUUCCCUCGCGCCCUCUGCCACCCUCUUGUUGGCAGGACAGAACAAAAAUGCAAAGAGUGGCGCCACCAAGUUCCUUGAGUGGCAAGGACGUUUUUGAUCUCUUUGCUGACAGGGCAGUCACCGCAAACGCUCCUCAUCUAAGUGAAUUUGCUGGGACGAUUCUUCAGUUCCAACUUUAUGAAUAUCUGACCAAGAGUUCUGGUUUGUCCAGGAGGGACUUGUUCAAAAUCGGCAUUCAGAAAUUGCAGGCUGAUGAUAAUUUCAGGAGUUUGCUGAGGGGUGGAUUGGCACUUCCGUGGCCAAAACUGCUAGAGGAGCAUCUGAACAUCACCGAAAUCAGCACGGCGCCCCUGCUCAAGUUCUUCAAACCCCUUUUGCCGGUGUUCGAUGACAUGUCGCCCGUGGACGAAAUCCCAGACUACGACGCCAACACCGAAUACCCUCCGGAGGUGUCGUCAUCCUCACCGUCACCGCCACCACCGCCCUCCCCAACCCCCAGAAUAAGAGAGGUGAAAUCAUCGACUCUCAGUCCCAAACCGGAAGUAGUGGAAGUUAGCACCUCUGAAACGGAAACGGAUGUUCCGACCGAGUCGAACCUUGCGCAGGACGAGGUCUCCACGUCACAGCCAACGACCUACAUCGCCAUCGGGGGAAUCCUCCUUGGGGUGGUCAUUGUUGUGGCGGCCAUUUUCAUCGUCAAUCGGCGCCGGAAGAAGCGUCCGGAAAUUCGCAAGUCGAGCAACGGCGCCACCUACGAAGCCGUGAUCCGUCGCAGCGCCGGUCGUCCUGCUUCCUUCUCUCCGGUCGUCGCCAAGCGACUUUCCGAGAACGGAAAUGAACCCCCCUUACCCCUGUUUUCAACGUUUUCCAGCUCAACCGAGUCACCCGAGUCACCGACGGAAAGCAUUCCUCUCGAGGAAACCAACGGAAAGUUGAGUAAUUGAUUUUUUUUCCUCAAAGAAGGAGGAAGACUUUGUUAUGCGAAUAUUUAUUAACUGCAAGUGUGUGUUGAUCAGAAGAUGAUUUUUAUGUUAUGAUGUUCGUUGUUAAUUAAUGCUUGGCAUUAAUUGUAAGUAGCAUCCAAAUAAUUAAUUAGGCUAAUCUAAAAUUGAGGCCAAUUGUAAAUUUAUAAGUUUCUAAAUCAAUUGUAUAAUUUUUACAAUAAUUUCUCGUCAAAAAUUAUCGCGAUUCCAACGUCUCAUGUUAUUUGUUACCCAGUUUGUGUGUUUCCGAACUGCCAAAAUAUGUGAGACUUCAGUCCGCCCUAUUACGCUACACUUUGUGAUAUUAGACGUAACCUUCGUGUGCGUGAGUCCUAGGAGAGUAAGUGCGUUUUCUCAUUCUACUUGCUAAUGACGUUGCAAAGUUACCAUAUGAGAGGCAAAAGCAAGCAGAGUGGCGUCCUAGUAUUCCUAUUUUUGGAAGAAGUUCUUUUUCGCGACGAUAUAUGUUUUUAUAAUUGUCUUAUAAAGAAAACUAAGAGUUUUUUUUAAAUAAAAAUCUUCCUGAAAUUCCCUUAAAAGUUCCAUAUAAUAUUAUAUAUAUUUUGUUGUAAAUAAACAGACAAAUUUCAAAAAUUUUUUGUUUACUGUC
This is a messenger RNA of Neocloeon triangulifer, 3006 nucleotides long. RefSeq names its product angiotensin-converting enzyme-like. Gene Ontology annotation, biological process: proteolysis. Gene Ontology annotation, molecular function: metallopeptidase activity; peptidyl-dipeptidase activity. NCBI's taxonomy places the organism in Eukaryota, Metazoa, Arthropoda, Insecta, Ephemeroptera, Baetidae. The coding region runs from base 81 to 2357 and encodes 758 amino acids. The record is from RefSeq and is a predicted model, not a curated record. Gene Ontology annotation, cellular component: plasma membrane. The transcript has 12 exons.